This is a messenger RNA of Marmota flaviventris (yellow-bellied marmot), 414 nucleotides long. It is a transcript of the gene Dynlt5, whose product is annotated as dynein light chain Tctex-type family member 5. Gene Ontology annotation, biological process: microtubule-based movement. Gene Ontology annotation, cellular component: cytoplasmic dynein complex; cytoplasm. Lineage: Eukaryota; Metazoa; Chordata; Mammalia; Rodentia; Sciuridae. The record is from RefSeq and is a predicted model, not a curated record. Gene Ontology annotation, molecular function: dynein intermediate chain binding.
AGUACCGUGUCUUAUAUGGAUGAACCAGGCCAACGUGACGAGGUCUCUCGCCUUGCAGUCCAGAUGGAGAACACCUAUCAGUUGGGUCCUACCAAACAUUUUCCUGUGGUCACUGUUAAUCAUAUCUUGCAAGAUGUGUUGACUGACUAUCUGCAAAAAGAAGAGUAUGAACCAGAGUUCUGCAGACAGAUAACUAAAACAAUUUCAGAGGUUAUUAAAGCCCGGGUCAAGGAAUUGAUGAUUCCACGGUACAAACUAAUUGUAAUGAUUCACAUUGGACAACUGAAUGGUCAGAGCAUACUUAUUGGAAGCAGAUGCCUCUGGGAUCCUAAAAGUGAUACAGUUUCAUCCUAUGUUUUCAGAAAUUCUUCUCUCUUUGCUCUUGCAAAUGUCUAUGCAGUUUACUUUGAGUGA